CAAGCACCCCCCGGACUCCAUACAAUGGAGCAACGGCAGACAAGCUAAACCCUCUCUCUUUGCAGUCCCCUCUACAAAAACGCGCUCAAUAUCACCAAAACCCUAACAACAAAAACUCACUCCUUUUCUCUCUACCUUCACUUUCACAACAAUGGCAACUCCUUCUUUGGACGAAGAAACAGCCAAGGAAGUCCUUAGACAGGUUGAGUAUUACUUCAGUGACAGCAACAUCCCUCGUGAUAAUUUUUUGAGAAACAUAAUCGAGUCCAGUGAAGAUGGCUUGGUGAGUUUGGCUUUGAUUUGUUCGUUUAAGAAGAUGAAAGGUCACUUGAAGUUAAUGGACGUGAAGCCUGAAGAAAUCCCAGAAGUUACUGUUCAGGCUGUGGCAGAAACGUUGAGAAAAUCCACUUCUCUUAAAGUUUCUGAAGAUGGGAAGAAAGUAGGCAGGAUUGCUGGGAUAUUGAAGCCAGAUGAGGCUAUAGAACAACUAGAUGUAAGAACAAUUGCUGCGUCUCCAUUAAAAUAUAAUGUGAAGCGAGAAGAGCUGGAGUUGUUUUUUGGUCAACAUGCGAAGGUUACAAGUGUAAGGAUGCCUCGUCAUGUCGGUGACAAAAGGGUAUUUUGUGGUACUGCUUUGAUUGAGUUCUCAUUGGAGGAAGAGGCCGAAAAGAUUUUAAAGCAAAACUUGGUUUUUGAAGGUGCAGAGCUAGAAUUAAAACCAAAGAGAGAAUUUGAUACAGAAAGAGUGCAAGAAGAGGAAUUUGAAAAUUCCCAUCCCUCAACAGGCUCCAAUAAUAAGAAUAGUUCGAAUGGAGAGGCAAACUAUCCAAAGGGCUUGAUUAUUGCAUUUGCUUUAAAGAAUAAAUUAGCUGGAGGUUCCGCAGAACAAAAUGGUACUCAGGAACCUGCCAAUGAUGAUGCAAAUUCCUGUGAUGGAGGAUCGAAUUCAUCAGAGAAUAUGACCAAAGAAAAUGAACAGAAGGUGCCAGAAAACAUCAAGACUGAUGAAGAAAACAAUGGAGAAGAGGUUGAUGGGGACAAUGGCUCUGAAAGUACAGUAAUAAAAACUGAAGAGGAGAAAUCAUCUGAAGAUCCCAAUGAAAAGGAGGAAGUGAAGGAGAAACCUAACCCAGCUGCCUCGAAGGAUGACAAAAAUGUUGUUUUGCGUGAAGAUCUGAAGGCUGUCUUUGAAAGAUUCGGCAUUGUGAAGUAUGUUGAUUUCAAGAUGGGAGAUGAAUCAGGAUACAUUCGAUUUGAAGAAGCAGAAGCAGCUCAGAAAGCUCGAGCAGCUGCAGUACUAGCUAAAGAAGAGGGUCUGGUUGUGAAGAAUUUCAUUGCCACUUUAGAACCUGUGACUGGUGAGGCAGAAAAGGAAUACUGGAACCAAUUCCGUGGACACAAAGAAAGGCGUUUUGAAAAUAAGGGCAACCGAGGAAGGGGUGGGAGAUACCACAAGGGUGGUGGCAAGCAUCCCCGCUCUAGAGAGAACGAUUCUGGGAGACCAAAUAAAGCUCAGAAAGUUGGAGCAUCAUGAGAGGCAACCAUGCCUAUAACAAGUUUUGUGACAGUUUUGUACGACACCUUGAUAGUUAUUAUAUGAUGAAAGCCUGUGCUUCCUGAUCUCCCUGUGUCUUUUUUGCUUUGAUGAAGAUACAAUAAGGUGUUUUUAUUUGUAUUUUUGGUUAACUCUUGAAAUAUUAUAUAGUUGGAAAUGAUCCAGGAAAUGAAUUAAGAGUUUGAUGGUUGAUCUCUACUUCUGCAGCCAUUUU
This is a messenger RNA of Populus euphratica (Euphrates poplar), 1769 nucleotides long. Its product is annotated as la protein 1-like. Gene Ontology annotation, biological process: RNA processing. The coding region runs from base 152 to 1534 and encodes 460 amino acids. Lineage: Eukaryota; Viridiplantae; Streptophyta; Magnoliopsida; Malpighiales; Salicaceae. The record is from RefSeq and is a predicted model, not a curated record. Gene Ontology annotation, molecular function: mRNA binding. The transcript is spliced from 10 exons. Gene Ontology annotation, cellular component: ribonucleoprotein complex; nucleus.